GGAUGUGUUCGGUAUGCCAAUUAAGCUAAAAAAAGGCUGAAAUCUUUUAAAUUCAGUCAGUUAGGAUUAAAGUAGACCCGUUUGUUUGCAAGGCUGAAGCGGGCUUGCAAAUUCUUUGAUCGAGGCAGAGUUUGUUUUCCCCAUCGCCGCGCAGCCCAAGUUCUUUGCUCGAGGCAGAGUUUCAGUUUCAGUGAAGGUAUGUUAUUUUUACCUCCACCCUUCAUUCUGCAGUUCAUUCUCCCCUUUUCUCCCGUCACCCUGAAAAAUCCAUUGCACCACCAAAAUCUUAUAAAAUUAAAGGGCAACCUUUGGAUAUAUAGUUAUUGUACAGCUUGCGUAAUAGCCUUUCUUUUCUAUUAGCUAUAUUGACCACAUUCAGAGAAGGGGGAAAUCGUAAACGAAAAGAAUGAACUACAAAAAUAUAUGCCCAAGGAAGUCAAGUAUGUGUUCUAUGGUUGCUCGGUUCUAAAUAUGCUCCAAGUUCUUUACUGCUUUUUCCCUUACAUGUUUCUUUUAAAUAUGCCCCAAGUUCUUUACUGCUUUUUAUGCCAAGAUGAUGAGUCUACGAAGUGUUCAUUUAAAAUCCCAAGUUCUAGUUUUAAAUAUGCCCCAAGUUUCUAUACAAGAUAAUACGCCUACGAAGUGUUCGAUUAAAAUCCUUAGUGAAAUUGUGUUGUGAUCUAUUUGGAGUGUUUGAGCUGCUGCAUCUCAGUUUUAUUUUUCUAGACUCUUAACACUAUUCUUUACUGCUUUUUCCUUAAGAAGACAGUCUUGAGACCUUAAGUUUGAUGCAGGAGUAUGGUUUCCUUUGCUAAAACUGACUGAAAAAUAGUAAAAGAAUAAAGGUAGAUUGGUAGAAUGUAGAACUUUUUUUUCUAGGCAAAACUUUAAUUUAUGGUUCUUCUGAAUAGUGAAAACACUCCUCUCCUGCUGGAAGAGUUUUUCCCAUAUUUAUUCUCACUUUUGUAACAGAAUUUAAUGCACAACGCUAAAGUUUUUGUCAAAUUUAUCCUGCAAUCUCAACUUAAAGUUCUUUGAAAUUCACACCGUUGUAAUGAAAAUAUUUAAUUUUUUUCAUUUGCUAUAUUAUUGGUUGAGCCUUUCAGAUUUCAUCUAAGAAAGAUGAAGGGGGUUACUUUAUGUGGUCAGAUGAAACUGUUGCAAUUUUUAAUGAAAUAUGCAUCCAAUUCACUCUUAAGAAUGGGAGGGGACAACAGUUUAGGUGGAAGGAGAUGCAAGCUUUAUUUGAGGAGAGAACAAAAAAGAAAUGUUCUUUUAAAAGUUUGAAAAAUAAGUUUGACUUUAUGAAAAAAGAUUGGCGAUUGUGGAAGUCAUUGAAACGUGAUGAGACUGGAUUGGGUUGGAAUACGGCCAUUGGGACGCUGGAUUGUUUAGAUGAGUGGUGGAGUAAAAAAAUUAAGGAAAAGGUUGAAGUAAAGAAGUUCAAGAAUCAAGGAAUUCCAAAGAACAUUGAAGAGCAAUGGGAUCAAAUAUUUGGGGACUCUGUAGCAACUGGAGUUGAAUGCGUGACUCCAACUGCUACAAUUGUGGAGAACAACAAUCAAGAAAAUCAUCAAGACACCGUCAACUUGGAGGAUAACCGUGAUCCUUAUGAGGUGUAUAAGAGUUACCAUGACAAACUAGAUCUCGGUGAUUUUUUUCAAGACUUUGUGCAAGAGGCUAGUGGAAAUGUUCCUUCUGUUACUACAGUUACCACUGGUGAAGAUGCAAAGACCAGUGCCACUAGUAAGAAGCGCAAACUAAGGUGGUCUAUGGGAUCAGUGAAACUUAGUGAAAAUUUAGAGAGGGGGAAUACAUGUCUUCAAGCAAUUGAGCGUCUCUUGACAAAAACAGAAAAGGUUGUUGAUGAUUGUGCAAGUGUUGGUGAUAUCAUGGAAAUUAUGACUAGAAUGGCUAAUAAUGACGGGCUGGUGAGGGGUGGUGACUUAUGGUUUCACAGCAUUUGUAUUCUGGAGAAUCCUACUAGAAGACAAUUCUUCAUAAACUUUAAAGAUGACGAUGAAAGGCUCAACUGGUUGAAGUUUAUGCACGCAAAAGAAAUGUUUUAAAUACCAAGUCAUACAUUUAGGAUACAAAUUUAAUAUUUUAGAUUGCAUAUUUAAUUUUAAUUUUUAUAUGUUGAGACUUCAAAUUGAAGUGAUUUUAAUUUUUAUAUGUUGAGAC
Cuscuta europaea is the source of this 2184-nucleotide messenger RNA. Lineage: Eukaryota; Viridiplantae; Streptophyta; Magnoliopsida; Solanales; Convolvulaceae. The record is from the annotation of a GenBank genome assembly.